Molecule: messenger RNA, 2510 nt
Organism: Gambusia affinis (western mosquitofish)
Lineage: Eukaryota; Metazoa; Chordata; Actinopteri; Cyprinodontiformes; Poeciliidae
Product: ras-related protein Rab-14-like
Exons: 8
Coding region: 151-798 (215 amino acids)
Biological process (GO): defense response to bacterium; phagosome maturation; endocytic recycling
Cellular component (GO): phagocytic vesicle; recycling endosome; trans-Golgi network
Molecular function (GO): GTPase activity; GTP binding
Source: RefSeq, a predicted model, not a curated record
GGACUCUGCGGUGAAACCAGAAGAAGAAGAAGAAGAAGCGGAAGUGAAGCAGGUUUCCUGACGGAUCAGCGGUUAACGGCUUCAACCAGCAACUAACCAGCAGUUCAACCAUUUUCCAGGAGGACCAGACCGCCGGACUGAAGAGUCACCAUGACAGCCGCUCCCUACAACUACUCCUACAUCUUCAAGUACAUCAUCAUCGGAGAUAUGGGCGUCGGGAAGUCAUGUUUGCUUCAUCAGUUCACAGAGAAGAAAUUCAUGGCCGACUGUCCUCACACCAUUGGCGUGGAGUUUGGGACCAGGAUCAUGGAGGUCAACGGUCAGAAGGUGAAGCUGCAGAUCUGGGACACGGCGGGUCAGGAGCGCUUCAGGGCCGUCACCAGGUCCUACUAUCGGGGGGCAGCGGGGGCCCUCAUGGUCUAUGACAUCACCAGGAGAAGUACCUACAACCACCUGAGCAGCUGGCUGACGGACGCCCGGAACCUGACAAACCCAAACACAGUGAUCAUCCUGAUCGGGAACAAGGCGGACCUGGAGGCUCAGAGGGACGUGACGUACGAAGAGGCCAAGCAGUUCGCCGAGGAGAACGGUCUGCUGUUCCUGGAAGCCAGCGCCAAGACAGGAGAGAACGUAGAGGAGGCGUUUCUGGAGGCGGCCAAGAAGAUCUACCAGAACAUCCAGGACGGCAGUUUGGACCUGAACGCGGCCGAGUCCGGCGUCCAGCACAAGCCGUCGGCGCCGCAGGGCGGCCGGCUCAACGCCGACAGCCAGCCGGCCAAGGAGGGCUGCAGCUGCUAGCCUCAGAACCGGAUUGGUACCGGACCCGACCCGACCGGCACCGCCACGCAGAGCCACAACCGGUUCCAUCAGAACCCAAAUCACUGAUCCUAUCAGCUUCACUAAAUCAUGUCUCUGAUCCUCCUCUGGUACCAGAACCAGUCCAGCUCCGAGUCAGAACCCAAACCCGUCUCAGUCCAAUCAGAACCACAUGGACUCCCAACUGAAUCCAGAAGGUCCUCUUAAAAUCCUGAGGCCCGGUCAGGACCGGUACCGGUCCACAUCCAGUCCUGUCCGGGUCGGGUCGAAUCAGUCCACAAACAUCGGGUUAAGUCUUUCCGACUCCAGGAAUCCACCAGGGAAACAGAACCGGGUCCCAAACUGGGCCGUCCAGAGCACAACAAUCAGAACCAUCUGGAUUUCCAUCUGGGUCCAAGUUUCUUUUGGUUCUGGUCUCGACCCAAGUUUGGUGGCUCCAGAUGUUUCUUCAAUUUAAAAAUAAAAAAUAAUCAUCCUGGUUCUGAAAGUCCAACCCAGAUACUGGGUCGCUGGUUCUGCUGCAGCACAGAACAGAGAAAAACAAUAAUAAUAAUAAUAAUAAUUAUUAAAAUGUUUAAUAAAUCAAAUAAUAUUUUAUAAAAGCUGGUUUUAAUCGGACUCUUCCAGAACCAUCUCACAGGCCCGGUUCUGUGAGCCCAGAUAACAUCGGAUCAGGAAGAACCAGAACCGGAUCUUUUAUGAAAUGUUUUUAGCCAAAUGUUUCCUGGCGGCGCCCCCUGGUGGCCGGAGUGGAACCAGCUUAACGGAUCUUUGAGGAGAACUUCCUGUUCACUGAUCGGGUCGUUGGGUCGCUUACAGACCCGGUUCUGGUUCUCCCAGACGGGCCGAUGUUUACGGCCCGGCUAGUUCUGCAGCUAACCGGAUUCAUCUGAGCCGAUAAAAUUCCUGCCAAAUUCUAGAAAUAAAAACCAGAUGAAUCUUAAAAGUGCGUCUCACAGAAGGGAAUCUGACCUUUGACCUGCUGUGGCUUUUGACGGAUUUCAGAUUCAAAUCAGAUCCAUUUUCCCAUGAGGAACCGGUUCAGUUCUGAUCCAUCACUCCAUUUUGACCCAGUUCUAGUCCAGUUCUGACCCAGCUGAUUCGGUUCUGAUCUGGUUCUGACCCAGUUCUCAUCCAGUUGACUCGGUUCUGAGCUGGUUCUGGUGCCUCUCAGUUCCAGCUGUGUAUAUCCGGGGAACUAUCUGCUGAUUGGUUGACGCUCGGCUCCUCCAUGUUUUUAUAACGCAGCUUCCUCUUCCUCCUCCUCCUCUUCCUCAGUCCCAUCAUCAGAACAGUGAGAUCAUCUUCAUCCUCCUCAUCAUCAUGAACUUCCUUCUUCCUUCUCAGCACUUUAGUUUGUGAAGUUUGUCGGGACCAAAGAGUCGGAAGUUUUCUGGAAAAGUUCUGUUGGUUCUGCCGCCUUAAAGCUUCGCUCACCAAAGGAAAACAGAAGCAUGACAUGACUACACUAACCACGUCCCGCCAGCAGGGGGCGCACAUCGACCGCCGCGCUCUGGCUGCAUCAUGAGCUGCACAUUUCUUCUGUUUUUGAUUUUCUGUCGGCUAGCGCCUCCAUCGAGCUUCUCAUGAUUCUUUUAUUUAUAUGAAAUUGUUCUGAUUCUUCUUCAGCUGUGACUGUCAUUAAACCGCGGGGACUCAGUUAUUUGUAAAUAAAGUAUAAAUACUCUACGUUA